AUGUUCCACGCUGACCACUCGAUAGGAAUCCGACUUGUCGACCAAAACUCAUAUUGGCAGUCUGAGCUGACCAAAGAGUCGGAUCUCUACCUCCGCAGCUUUGUCAAUCCGGCCCUUAUCCCAUUACAUGCACGCUCUGGUCCCAAUCUCGAGCUACACACAUCACAUGCAGAAACGUCACAAUGGCUGCAAAGCAAGCUAGCCGGCACUAUAUGGCUGGGAGAAGAAGAGCAAGACUCGCAGCAAUCAAUACAAUGCCCGGUUGGUCUGCUUCUGGGCAUCGAUAACUCCAAAAGCAGCGCAGCAACAAACGUCUUGGUCUAUGGAGUGCUCUCACACGCAUCAUAUACUCGCCCACCAACACCACCUCAUUCUUCACCAUUCGACAUCCAACCUCAACCCACGCCACGGCCUCAAUAUGAUCUCCGUAUCUAUGCGGUGCCCCUCUCAGCCACGCGCCUCACACAGGCUCAAUCCCACCCAUCUCCACCACCAGACGGAGACAACUCGGUACGCUGUGCAGAGUUCCUGCCAGACACAAACUCGCCCAGUCCCAAGCGCAAACGAGUCGCAACACUUUUUGAAGUAGCAGCGCAGCAUCACCGCCGCGUUCGCCAGCGGGGCGGCGAAGCAGUCUCUCAGUUAAUGGCGCCUUCACGGCCAACUUCUUCACACCAACAAUCGCUCCGCGUCAAGCGGGAACCAGAUGAUGAUCUCCCCUCUCUCUCGUCCCUGGACCGCUUUUCCUCUCGUCGCUCUCGCUCUGUGUCUCUCAGUGCGAAUAUGCACAAACCUGGAAGUGUUCGCAGCCGCGCCACGCCAGCAAAUGUUGAUCCUCAAAAGCGAGCACCAACGCCGAAUCCGUUCCUCGAACGCCGCACGCAAUCUUAUGCGCAGGCUCCGUCUGGACUUUCCACUGAGAAACCUGACUCUAUGCCCGGUUCGCCAAAUAAAGAUCCUGAGGUCGUGAUCGCCGAAAACAAGAACUUGAUAACCCGCACUAUAUUAACGUGCAUGCGAUUGUAUGGGUUCCAUCGUGCCAACAUGCGCACCACCUCCGGUAGCAAGGGUGCCGAGCCCGGUGAUGGAUCUGGUGCUACGCCUACCCCUGACCUUCGUGCUGAAACGCCUGCUCCGGUGACGGAUGAUGAUGAAUUUAAGAAUACGUAUCACGCUACGUACAAAGCUGCGUCCUUUGCGCUGCGGAAAUACUUGAAGGUGCCCGGGGCUCCUGUGGUACUUGAGAAAGAGAAGGCUAUGACUUGUAUUGAUGAUUUGCUGAAGAUAUUCUGUGAGGAUCAUUGA
Penicillium olsonii is the source of this 1305-nucleotide messenger RNA. NCBI's taxonomy places the organism in Eukaryota, Fungi, Ascomycota, Eurotiomycetes, Eurotiales, Aspergillaceae. The record is from the annotation of a GenBank genome assembly.